Hyphopichia burtonii NRRL Y-1933 is the source of this 1860-nucleotide messenger RNA. RefSeq names its product Pet127p (gene PET127). NCBI's taxonomy places the organism in Eukaryota, Fungi, Ascomycota, Pichiomycetes, Serinales, Debaryomycetaceae. Bases 1 to 1860 code for a protein of 619 amino acids. Gene Ontology annotation, biological process: mitochondrial RNA 5'-end processing. The record is from RefSeq and is a predicted model, not a curated record. Gene Ontology annotation, cellular component: mitochondrion; mitochondrial envelope. The transcript has a single exon.
AUGCAAUUAGAUAGUACCGUUCCUCCAGAAAUCCAUUUUAUAGACUUGAAUGAGAAAGAAUUCAACUCCAUAGGAAAACUAGAGGCUGAAAAAAUCCCAAGAUUGGCUCAUAAACUAGAUAGAGCUUUAUUUUCACCAGGAGUUCACUUCUUACAAGAUCCUCGUACAAGAAUAUAUAAUUUCACCCCGUAUUUGAAAAAAAUCAUUAAACUAGAGGACUUUAAUUUCGAUUUGGUUGAAAAAUUUGUGACAGUUUCAAAAGACAAAGUGCUAUUCAAUAAAGCUAUUGAGCAACUGAAAAAGUUUUAUUCAUCUACUUCAUCAAUGACUUCAAGUUUGACUCAAUUCUAUCUAAUGCUAAAUAAUUAUAAGCCUGACCUGAAGUCAAGAUUUAGUUUUCCAGAAUUUUCUCGUAACGUUCAAGAAGUUCCUAGCAGUGUUUUAAUAAGGCCGAAAGGUAAAAACAAUGUCACUGGUGAAUCAGUAUAUGCUAUUGAAUCAGAUAAGUCGGCAGAUCAGGAAAUUUUACUUAGCGCUAUGGGACAUUGUCUUGAAGCAUUACUUACGAAUGAAGAAGAAGAGUUUGAAAAAUUCAAUGUCAAUUAUAAAUAUGGAGGAGGUGAUUCUGGAAGUGGAGAGAGGGAGAAGAAAAUAAUUGAAACCAAGAUGCAACAAAAUGAAAAUACAUAUAAUUACGCAAGUUAUGGAAAUUUUCUAAUGAGAUCACAACUAGAUUGCUACGAUGAUAGACUUCCAGGUAAUGGGACGUUUGAUUUAAAAUCAAGAGCAGUAUGUGCUAUUAGGUAUGACCAAGGCCAUCCUGAACUAGCAAAUAAUACUUAUCAAAUUUGGAAACUAGAUGGUAGAUAUGAAUCAUUUCAAAGGGAAUUUGAUGAUUUGAUCAAAACUGGGGCUCUAUUAAAGUAUGCAUUUCAAGCAAGGAUAGGUCAAAUGGAUGGUAUUUUUGUAGCAUAUCAUAAUAUUAAUUCAUUUUUUGGAUUCCAAUAUUUACCAUUAUCUGACAUUGAUAGAAUAUUAUACUCAACAACUCAUGAAGUACACCCUAAGAAGAUUAAAACAAUUGAUGAUGUUAGAGACUCAUUACCAUCAUAUGUUGCAGAAACUCAAUUUAAAUUAUCACUAGAAAUUUGGGAAAGAAUACUAGAUCGUAUAAUAAAAGAUCUAGAAGCACAAGGGUUGAAAGAUACAACUUUCAGGUUGGUUUUGAAGUCUAAAUCAGUUACUAUUCCAAAAGAAGGGUCCGAUGAUAUUCAUACAUCUCAAUUAUUGGUAAUGGCUGUUCCAUUAACGGAAGAAAAAGCUAAUCAAUUACAGGGAUUCCUGCAAAAAUUUGAGACAAGUUUCAUUAAAGAUAUUCCUCAUGAAGAAAGAAAUGAAAAUUUACGUCAACAUAAAGAAGAAUUAGACAAAUUCAAUAAAUCGACUGUUAAAGAGUCCAAAGUUGGUGUUCUAAAUUAUGUUGUGAAAAACGAAGUACAUUUUGAUGGCCAUUAUAGGCCCGUCCCCACACCUCAUCCAUAUCCGUAUAGUAAGGAACAGAAGUGGGUUAAUAAGUACACCAUUAGCAAGGCUUCAGAAGAUCCCGGCCCGUAUUUGAAAUUCUUACAAAGGGCUACCCAAUUAUUAGCAGGUAGACCAAACGGUAAUAAACAGCCGGAUGAUAUGAAGGAAGAACAAAAAGAUGUUGAGAAACCAGAUGCACAUGAUGAAAGAGUUAUUGAAAUUGAUGAAUCAGACCAAAAGAACCCCAUGAGGGUUUAUUCUGCAGUUGGGAAAAUUAGAAUGAAAGCAUGGGAGAACAAGGAUAAUAAUCCAGUAUUGUACGAACCGAAAAAUUAA